UUAAAAAGUUUGAACUCAGAUUUCCACCAGUUUACAGGAAGAACCCAUCAGCUCAUUGCGCGUAAAAGAGUUGGCUCCAGCGGAUUUUUCUUCCCCUAUGUAUGUAUCCACAUUGCUGCGUUAUCGGUUCAUCUCUCCAUUAUACGGCGCAUCAUUUGGAUAGCGGGGGUGGAGCGAGCAGCAGCCUGUCCCGGUAAGGGGAGGAGAGAACGGGGAGCAGAGGCGGUUCUUUCCUCGGCUCUUCGCUUUUUCGGCGCCGGAGAGUGUUGGGACCAGGGCUGGAGAAGACUGCCGGGGAGCAUCAGCAAAAAGAUCCAGUCCUGUGCACGGAGCCUCGCCUGGCCGAACGCGGCGCCGUGCGCUUUUCUUGGGGGGGACUGCACAACAUUCCUGUGAAAUAUAACUGCUAUUAAUGGCAUGUGGCUUGUAACUUUACUCCUGCUGUAUUCUUUGCAAGAAGCCAACAGUGAGGAUGUUGUCUCUACUCGGCUGUACUUUGUGAACGCCUCCCUGCAGCGAGUGACCUUCUCCAGCUCAGUGGGGGUGUCCCUGCCCUGCCCUGCGGGCGGCGCCCCCCAUGCCGUCCUGCGGUGGUACCUGGCUGCCGGAGACGACAUUUACGACGUGCCCCAUAUACGCCACGUGCAUGCCAACGGCACCCUCCAGCUCUACCCUUUCUCCCCCUCUGCCUAUAACAGCAUCAUCCACGACAACGAGUACUUCUGUACUGCUGAGAAUCAAGCCGGCAAGAUCCGAAGCCCCAGCAUCCACAUUAAAGCAGUGUUCAGGGAGCCGUACACGGUACGUGUGGCCGACCAGCACUCCAUGCGGGGUAAUGUUGCCGUAUUCAAGUGCCUCAUCCCUUCAGCUGUUCAGGAGUACGUCAGCGUGGUGUCCUGGGAGAAAGACACUGUUUCCAUCGUCCCUGGUAAUCGUUUCUUCCUGACCUCAUUUGGCGCUUUAUAUAUCUCAGAAGUGCAGAAGGAAGAUGCAUUGUCCACCUACCGCUGCAUCACAAAGCACAAGUACAGUGGGGAGACCCGCCAGAGCAAUGGAGCCAGGCUCUCUGUAAAGGACCCUAAGGAGUCCCCCCCAUCUGUGCUGGAUAGUUUCCAGUCCGGUGAGAUGCAGGUGGGGCACAGCGUGGAACUGCCCUGCAUCGCCUCCGGAUAUCCAAAUCCCACCAUCCGAUGGUUAAAGGAUGGUCGGCCGUUGCCAGCGGACUCCCGCUGGACACGUCGCAUCACAGGCCUCACUAUCUCAGACUUAAGACUUGAGGACAGCGGCAACUACAUAUGUGAAGUCACAAACAGCUUUGGCUCUAAAGAGGUGACAGGUCACCUCAAUGUUAUAGAACCACUGCGGGUCACUUUGUCUCCAAAGAACCUGAAGACGGGGAUCAGCAGUACAGUAAUCCUCUCCUGUGCUGUCCAGGGUUCCCCCCACUUUACUGUGUCCUGGUAUCGUAACACAGAACCUGUGAUGCCUGAUCAGCACUUUUCCAUCCAGGGAGCGCACAAUGAGACACUCUUUAUCUCUGCUGCACAAAAAAGACACUCUGGGGCUUACCAGUGCUUUGCGUCACGAAAGGUCCAAACUGCUCAGGACUUCUCCAUCAUACUGCUGGAAGAUGGUACACCCCGUAUCGUCGCCUCUUUCAGCGAACGGGUGGUGGUCCCCGGUGAGCCGUUUUCCCUGAUGUGUGCAGCCAAAGGAGCCCCUCCACCUACCAUCACGUGGACGCUGGAUGACGAGCCUGUGGCCCGGGAUCUGUCACGUGUUAGAUCCAGCCAGUACACUCUGUCCGAUGGGAGCACCGUUAGCUUCGUCAACGUCAGCAGCCCGCAGAUUCGUGAUGGAGGAGUGUAUCGGUGCGCCGCACGAAACUCGGCUGGUAGUGCCGAGUACCAAGCGCGCAUAAACGUAAGAGGUCCUCCAAGGAUUAGGCCUAUGAAAAAUAUUACUGCGGUGGCAGGAAGAAACACUUUCAUAAACUGCAGAGUAAUUGGGUAUCCUUAUUACUCGAUUAACUGGUACAAAGAGGGAAUUCUGCUGCCUGACAACCACCGUCAGGUGGUGUUUGAAAAUGGGACACUUAAGCUCAGCGAUGUUCAGAAAGGCAUGGACGAAGGUGCCUAUGUGUGCAGUGUGCUGAUCCAACCACAACUAUUCAUCACACAAACAGUUUAUGUCACCGUCAAAGUACCCCCGCUGAUCCAACCGUUUGACUUUCCCCCAACCUCCAUCGGUAAAUUGAUGUACAUUGCCUGCGUGGUGUCAUCUGGAGACAUGCCCAUACGCAUCACAUGGCGUAAGGAUGGCCAGGAGAUCGUGCCCUCGUCAGGGAUCACCAUUGACACAAAGGAGUUUAUGAGUUCACUACAGAUUUCCAAAGUUUCACUCAAACACAAUGGCAACUACACCUGCAGCGCCAGCAACGACGCUGCUAGCGUGAGCACAGAGAGGCAGCUCACAGUUACAGUGCCUCCACGAUUUGUUGUGCAGCCCAACAACCAGGAUGGGAUCUAUGGCAAGUCAGCGAUCCUGAACUGUUCCGUUGAUGGAUACCCUCCCCCUAAGGUUAUGUGGAAGCAUGCCAGAGGAGCACUAGCUGGGAUUGGAAACCCACAGCAGUACCACCCUGUUCCUCUCACUGGACGGAUUCAGAUCAUGACUAAUGGCUCUCUGCUCAUCAGACAUGUCCUGGAGGAGGAUCGAGGUUUCUACCUCUGUCAGGCCUCCAACGGUGUGGGUUCGGACAUUAGCAAAAGCAUGGUUCUCACAGUUAAGAUCCCAGCAAUGAUCACCAGUCAUCCCAACACUACUAUGGCCAAGAAGGGUCAUGUGAAGGAGCUGAACUGCACCGCCAGAGGAGAAUGGCCCAUCAUCAUCCGCUGGGAAAGAGGUGACACAGUGAUUGACCCAGAUCGCAACCCCCGGUACUCCAUAACCACAAGCCCCAAUGAAAAGACAGACGAGGUGUUGUCUACACUCAAGCUAAAGCCAGCCGAGCGUGAGGAUUCAGUCUUCUUCUCUUGUCAUGCCAUCAACUCUUAUGGAGAAGGACGAGGGCUUAUCCAGCUCACUGUACAAGAGCCUCCAGACCCUCCAGAGCUGGAGGUGCGAGAAGUGAAAGAUCGCAGCAUGAAUCUCAGAUGGACACAAAGAUUCGAUGGAAACAGUGUCAUUACCUCCUACGACAUUGAAUACAAAAACAAGACAGAUACUUGGGAGUUGAAACAUGCAACUCGAAAUAUUUCUCCCACAAACAACCAGGCCAACAUAGUGGACCUUCACCCAGCAUCUGUCUACAGCAUCCGUAUGUUCUCCUACAAUGCAAUAGGCAAGAGUGAGGCCAGUAAAGAGCUAACCAUCAGCACCGAAGAAGCACAGCCUGAUGGUCCUCCGAUGGAUGUAAUCCUUCAACCUGUGACCUCUCAGAGUAUCCGAGUCACAUGGAAGGCUCCAAGAAAGGAGCUACAGAAUGGGGUUAUCCGUGGUUACCAGAUCGGUUACAGGGAGAAUGGCCCCGGCAGUAAUGGCCAGUAUAGCAUUGUUGAGAUGAAAGCCACAGGGGACAGUGAGGUCUACACCCUUGACAACCUGAAGAAGUUUGCUCAGUAUGGUGUGGUUGUCCAGGCCUUCAACAGAGCAGGCACAGGGCCUUCAAGCUCAGAGAUCAAUGCUACAACUCUGGAGGAUGUGCCCAGUCAGCCUCCUCAGAACGUGCGUGCCAUUUCUGUAACAUCUGAUGAGGCAGUGAUCAACUGGGCUGAGCCUCCAAGAAUGACCCUCCAUGGCGUAUUAAAGGGAUAUCGUGUUGUGUUCUGGGCAGUUUUCCCAGAUGGAGAGUGGGGUGAAAUGCAAAAUAUUACAACCACCAAAGAGCAGGUGGAGCUUAAAGGUCUUGAAAAGUUUACCAACUACAGCAUCCAGGUGCUGGCCUUUACCCAGGCCGGGGAUGGUGUACGGAGCAACGUCCUAUAUAUCCAAACCCGCGAAGACUAUCCCGGACCCCCGGCUGGCAUUAAAGCAGUGCCCUCCUCUGCCAGCAGUGUCGUAGUGUCGUGGUUACCCCCGCACAAGCCAAAUGGAAUCAUCCGCAAGUACACAAUCUACUGCUCCAGCCCUGGUUCUGGCCAACCGCUGCCGAGCGAGUAUGAAGCUAAUCCAGAGCUUCUACUUUACCGAAUCACCCACCUGAACCACCGGCAGCAGUACCUGAUCUGGGCUGCUGCUGUCACCACUGCGGGCCGCGGAAACUUCAGUGACAAAGUCACAGUGGAGCCUGCUGCCAAAGCUCCUGCCAAAAUCCUAUCAUUUGGAGGUACAGUAACCACUCCUUGGAUGAAAGAAAUGCGUCUGCCUUGUAGUUCUGUCGGUGAACCAACACCUACGAUAAAAUGGACCAAAGACAGUGAGGACACAGCGAUCCCAGUGUCUCUCGAUGGGCAGCGCCUCAUUCUGGCCAAUGGGACGCUGGUGCUGCGAUCUGUCAAAGCUGAAGACUCUGGUUAUUACACCUGCACAGCCACCAACACGUUGGGCUUCGACACCAUCAUAGUCAACCUUUUGGUGCAAGUCCCCCCAGAUCAGCCUCGUCUAACUGUCUCCACCACCUCCACCUCCUCCAUUACUCUCGCCUGGAUUCCUGGAGACAACGGAGGCAGCUCCAUCAGAGGUUUUGUGCUGCAGUACUCUGUAGAUAACACAGAAGAAUGGAAAGAUGUUUUCAUAAGUUCAACAGAGCGUUCGUUUAAACUGGAGAACCUGCGCUGUGGGACCUGGUAUAAAGUCAAGUUGGCUGCCAAGAACAGCGUUGGAGCUGGACGCAUCAGUGAGAUCAUUGAAGCAAAGACCCAUGGGCGAGAACCUCAGUUCAACAAGGACCAACCUAUCUUCACCUAUGUUAACUCCACCCACGCUCGCAUGAACCUGCAGGGUUGGGCCAGUGGCGGUUGUCCGAUAACGUCUGUGACACUGGAGUUCAGACCAAAAGGUAUGUGGACGUGGCAGAAUGUCCGUACCAACGCCACCACAGAUGUGUUUUUGGCAGAACUGCGUGAAGGCACCUGGUAUGAGUUGAAGAUGAAAGCAUGUAACAGUGCUGGCUGUGGCAACCAGAGUUCUCAGUUUUCAACACCAAACUAUGAUGGCAGCACCAUUCCUCCCAUUAAAUCCCCCUUGGAAAAAAAUGAUGAUGUGAAGAAACUGUUUUCCAUCGGCUGUCCUGUGAUUCUGGUGACCCUUGGUGUUGCACUGCUGUUUGUUGCCAUUCGCAAGAAACGCAAAGAGAAGAGGCUGAAGAGACUACGAGAUGCUAAAAGCCUGGCAGAGAUGCUCAUCAGUAAAAACAACCGCAGCUUUGACACACCAGUGAAAGGACCUCCUCAGGGCCCACGGCUACACAUUGACAUCCCCAGAGUGCAGCUGCUAAUUGAGGACAAAGAAGGCAUCAAGCAAAUCGGAGAAGACAAGGCUACCAUUCCUGUGACAGACACAGAGUUCAACCAAACUGGAAAUCCUCAGAGCUUCUGCACUGGUGUAUCUGUCCAUCACCCUGCCCUCAUCCAAAACACAGACCCAGUGUCAAGGAAGAGUGUUAAGUCAGCCCACAGCAUCAGGAACCGCUACUCCAGUCAGUGGACUCUGACCAAGUGUCAGGCUUCUACGCCAGCCCGCACUCUCACUUCAGACUGGCGCACAGUUGGUUCUCAGCAUGGCAUCACUGUCACAGAGAGCGACAGCUAUAGUGCCAGCCUCUCACAGGACACAGAUAAGGGCCGCAACAGCAUGGUAUCCACGGAGAGCGCCUCCUCCACCUACGAGGAAUUGGCAAGAGCCUACGAGCAUGCAAAACUGGAGGAACACCUGCAACAUGCCAAAUUUGAGAUUACAGAGUGCUUUAUAUCUGACAGCUCAUCUGAUCAGAUGACUACAGGUACCAAUGACAAUGCGGACAGUAUGACGUCUAUGAGCACACCAUCAGAGCCCGGUAUCUGCCGUUUCACUGCCUCACCGCCCAAACCCCAAGACUAUGAUCGUGGCAAGAAUGUAGCUGUGCCCAUUCCACACCGCGCCAAGAGUGACUACUGCAACCUUCCCCUCUACAUGAAGUCAGAUCCCUUUUUCCGAAAGCAGUCAGAACAUCAUGACCCGUGUCCAGUGGUUCCACCACGCGAAGCCUCUAUUCGUGGCUUGGCCCAACGGGCAUACCACAGCCAGGGCCGUCAUGUGACUAUGGACUCCGCAAAGCAACAAGCUCUGACCAUGGGCCACUCCGGGCUGUCAAACCUCACUUCUUCUGGGGCAUCCUCUGGAGGAGCAACAGGGGGUGGUGGUGGAGGUAGUGGAAGCGGAGGGUUGUCUGCUAGCUCCAGCAGCUCCACGCUUCCCCAGCGGACUCUCACCAUGCCUAGCUCCUCUGCUUCUGUGGCUCAGAGUGCUGCUGCUGCUGCUGCAGCCACUGCUGCUGCGGCAGGCCCAUCAUCUUCCUCCGGCAGCGGGGCAGCGGGGGCCACAGGGGGGACCCCUGGAGGUGCCUCUUCUUCCUCCUCCAAAAUGGGAGGAUCCAGAGACUCUCUCCUGGAGAGCAGCUCAUCGGGAUUAGGCAGACUUCAGAAGCAGAGGGAUGGGGGGUCAGGAGCCUAUUCCAAGUCCUACACACUUGUGUAGCCUGCCAUUAGCGAGGCCUGUCACUGUAACUCUUAAUACAAUGCUGGUUCAGCCAGCGUUUGCCUGGAGCCUCUAUGGUGAAUUGGGCGAAGAACAUACACAUGCACAGCUUACCCGUCAGUGCCUGUGCUGUGCCGGCCUGCAGGGAGCUGACUGGGCUCCCGUCAACACAACUGUUUUAAGGGGUCAGAGUUGGGUGUCCACAGCACAGGGGCUUGCCUUUCUUUCUGCCUGAUUGCUUUCUGUUAUAUUUGUCUCAUUUCUCUCUUUUUUUUUAAUCACCCUGGAAAUCACUUGCCAAAACAAAAAUGAUUUAUCUUUUCAGUCCAUCUUUUCGUUUUCUGGCAAGGACACAGAACUUAUGCACAAAAUGCUUUUAACUUGCGGUGUCUUGCUUUCUAUAACAAAACAGUUGCAGAUUGAACCAGGUUGCUGAAGAUGUGUAUGGUUUCAUUUUUUUUCUCCUUUUUAAAAAAAAAAAAAGUUACUUUUCUGUUCUCUAAUGAAAGACGAGUUCAUAUCGCAGCAUUGUGCCACGGCAGGAUGCUUUCGCUGUAUGCACAAACCACCAGCCUUGGUGUCACUGCAAGGUUAGUCCAUCAUAGAUCCAUACAUUAGAGGCAGUGGAAUAACUCUUGUACAUGCAAUGGAUGACUCAGCAUUGUGGUCAUUAAUGGAAGUUUUUAUAGAAAGACUUAUGAAAGAGAAGGUAAAAAUGUCAAGCAUCAUUGAGCAAAAUUUAUAUUCUUUUUUUUCCCAAAACAUUUAAGUUUGUUUUCAGACAAUGAAAAUAUGAUCCCAUGCGCUCCAAGAAAAAGUUCGAACGGAUCCAAGUAAGAGUAAUGUCAUGAGCCUGUAAGUGAGUGAGUGUGUGUAUCUGUGUGCAUGUGUGCGCGUGUGUGCGCGUGUGUGUGUGUGUGUGUUUGUGUGUGUGCGCGUGUGUGUGUGUGUGUGGGUGUAAAUAUAUUUGUGUACAUGUGGCAGGCACACACCAAUAAUGGACCUUUUUUAAUACCAAUCUGUAUGCUGAAUUCUUGGGCAGAAGUCUGUGUCAAAACAGAACCACCCCCCCUCCACAUUUCUUUUUCUUUUUAUAUACUGAUGAAGAAACAGCAUGAUAAUUAUGAUGCUGACAAUUUAACAAAAUUUAAACUCGAUUUGCUUUUUUUUUAGAUUUAUUUUGUUAUCUGUUGCUUACAAAAUGAUAAAAAAAUCACUUGAAGAUUAGAAAUAGCGUGCCUUGCAAAAGAAUUUACACCUCUUGAAUUAUUUCACAUUUUGCCUAUUACAACAACACUCUUCAAUGCAUUGAGAUUUUAUGUGACCGACCAACAAAAAACAGCACAUAAUUGUAAAGAAGAACAAAAAUGGGUUUCACAUUUUUUUUAUAGAACGUUAAACCUGUGGAUUCCGUUUAUAUUCAGUCAUAUUUAUACCAAUAUCCCUGAAUCAAAUCUUGCGUAUUAUCUUGUUUUGAUAGAGACUUAAUUAGAAAAAAGUCAACUCUUGUGUAAUUUAACAUUGGUAUAUUGCUGGUCUGUGAAGACCUCAGAGUUUUUUUUGGAGAACAAAAGUUUACAAAGUAAUGAGGACUAAGGGAUACUGCCUACCAGACCCUACCAACGCAUUGAUGUCCACCUAAAUUGAUAAGGUGGGCACUGAGAGCAUUAAUCAGAAAAGCCGGCAAGAGGUCUACGGUAUUUACCGAAGAUUUCUAGAAAUCUGUUGAUGAAGAUGGUUAAUUUUAGAUGAGACCAAUAUGUUACUUUUUGACCUUUUAGGCAAACUGCUAUGUGUGGGAGAAAACGAACAUUGCACAUCACCCUGAAAACCAAACUUUCUGUGCUGAUAAUAGCGUUAAAAGCUUCAUGAUGUUGCGAUGUGCAGCGACUUUAAUGUACGGACAGGGAAACAGUUCAGGGUUAAAGGGAAGACGGAUCGAACCAAGCACAGGAAGAAAUCCUGGAAGAAAAUUUGUAAGAGUCUGCAAAAGACUUGAAACUUUCUCACUCUGGAAAAACAAAAAAAACUACAGCCAGAGCAAAUAAGGGAAUGCUUUAGAUCAAAACAUAUUCAUGAUUCAGAUUUUCUAAAUUUUUAGAUUUAUUUUUCCAAAUUCCUAAUGAUGGACUGCGUUGUGUUGGUCUAGCAUGUAAAAUCUACAAGAACGACAUUGAAGUUUGAGGUUGCAGCUAAGGCAAUGUGAAAAACUUAAAGGAGUAUGCAUAGCUUUUCAAGGCAUUACAGGGUCUUUUUGGUUUAUUUACUUUAUUCUAGACAAAGACUUUAUGAAACCCCUUCACAGUUCACAAUAACAUUAUUCCACCAUCACCUUCAUCAUACUUUCAUUCCCUCUCUUCUUUCCUCCUGACAUAUCCCUCAUCAUAUCCAUACAGUGUCACUGUGAUGUACUGCUAGCAUGCUGGCCAGACAAAGACCGACCAAUCCAAGAAGAGGUAUCUAAUAUGCACAUAUGGGCAGAAAUUCUUAACUUUCAGUGACAGCUUGAAUGCACACAUUCAGCAGAUAUUUAGAGAAAUGUAUUUGUAUGAUCUUAAAUAUAACUGAAAAAGCACUGAAAUUAUAUACAGCGGUAACUGAAUUUGAAGAUAUUUGCUAAACAAAAGGUUUCAAGUUUCUCCACCUUUCUGAAUUUAAUUUUUAAUUCUAUGGUUGAAACGACAUAUGUUUAUUUCCUGUUUAUCAUUCUUCAUUUCUUAUCCCAAAGGUUGUAAUCUCAUAACAAUUAUGGUUCCAAAAAAAAAAGAGUUGCUCCAAAAGUUUUACAUUGGUAAAACGUAACAUCAGGGCUCUCGCAAUAGAAAAAAGUAAAAGAUAUCAUAUAUGUUUGUUUUCAAAAAGUAUGUACAUAUAUAUUUCUAUUCAAAUAUAUAGCAAAUAUAUGAAUAAAGAGCAGAGACAUAUAAAAGCCGUUCUAAUUGAAAAUAUUUAUAAAAAAAAGAUCACAAGACAAUCGCUCCAAGAGAAGCAUCACACUAAAGGAAGGAAGAAAAAGGAAGACGAGAGGCAUAAAUAGGUAGCACAACUGUGGAUGGAAGACCUCGGAGAGAAAGGAAAUGGUGUGAAAGUUACUGGUGAAACUGGGCUUUGGGAAAGGAGACGUUAGCUCCCUUGAUAUUGUGUAGAGGACAAGCAAAGCAAAGUGAAAAUAUAGUGUGAGAUGUGUUGCGGAUUUAUUGUGGUCUCAGACAGUGCAGGAAGUGUGAUGUUGCAAAAGAAAACGGUUAAAGAGGAAAGCCUAUAAAGUGAUUCAGCCUCUUGUGCUUUGUUGUAUUGUACCUUCCAAAUAUGUGUGUUCACAGACUCAAUGCCCCUACCAAACCACAACUGAUGAACACAAACAGAUUUAGGUACUUCUGCAGGCCAGUGACAAUUAUUACUGCGGAUAACUGUAAUACUUUUUUUUUUAUGUAUUUUGAAAUUCAAGAUUGGUGUGUUGACUUCUGUUCAUAGUGUUAAGAUGCAUUUCCUUUUGAGCCUUUUCAUUUUAAGUUAUGCAAACAUUUGUCCUGGGGAAAAUUAUGAGUUUGGGAAAGGAUAAAGCCUGUUUUCUCCAUAAGGGCUUCCUUACUCCAGCUGUAUGGAUAUUGGUUGGAUUGAUGAAAUAAACAUCCAACCAACAUGCUUUCCCCUCCAAUUCCUGGUCAGUUUGCCUAAAAGUGAAUGUAAUAUUUUAAAAAGAAAAUUCCACCCUAGUUUCUACCAGAUGAAACAGUUUGUGAGCCACAUAUCUGUAUACAAUAGAUUUGAAAAUCUUUCAUUAGACUGACACAAGUUUAGUAAAUUUGAGAGUGGUUGUCUCCCGGAGAGAUUUCUAUUCUUCAAAAUGACUUCAAAAUGCUCUACAUCAGUAUAAUUUGCUGGGUUCCCUGAGACAUAACUACAUUUCUGGUAAGGUUUCAGUACAUUCAUCAUGGGUAUAAAUCCCAGUUAUGUUUAGGCUUUUGAUUAUAUCAAGUUAAGUUAUAUCAGGGUGAACUGAAAAUAAAAUAUGGAACUUCAAUGAUUUUUUUUUUUCAAAAUAAGACCUGGGUGAACAUGUUUUCAUUUAUUUGAAUCUUUCUUAGACCCACACAUUGUCCAAAGAAUACGUACAGACAUAAAUACAUCCAUGCAACCCCACUUUUGUUUGGAUAAAUGUCCCCUGGCAAGCUGCUAAGAAACCACAUGCUGUUCUUAGUCGACAUUGAGCUUUUGCAUAAUUCUGGGUAGAUAUUUGAGCACUCCCCGUUGUAAAAUAGGUAUUCAUUUUAAUUGGUUGAUUAUUUUCCCUCUGACCAUCCUUUAAGCAAAAGACUUUAAAGUGGUGAGGUCACAUUGACUCCUAAAGCUUAAUAUUAGCCAACUUUAUUUCUUCCAAAGCCAUGUUUUAUAUGUCUUUGGGAUCAUUGUUCUUUUGAAACACCAUGAUUUACACAUGUUUCAAAGAGCAAACCCAAUUGUCACCCUUAUAAGAGACACAAUUAGUUAGGAUGCUCAAGAAAAAAAAACAUUGAAACCACCAAGCCUCAUGUCUAUCAUAAAUUGGAAGAUGCUGAGACAGGAGUGUCACUGCCUAAAGUGGAUUGAAACUCACUGCAUAAAUUGACACUCAAAAUAAACUGAGAUUUGCAGCUGCCCACAUAGACAAGCCAAAUGGCUUUAGAGAAAUGUUUUGGGGUCAGGAAAGGCAUAGAUUGAGCUCCUUGACCAGAAGAACAAGACGCGUUUCUGGAAGUGAUAAAAUUAGGCUUUCAAACCUAUAAACACUGUACCUACUCUCAAGCAUUGCACAAAAUGUGUGCAAUAAUGAAAAAUUAGGAUUGCCCCCUGAUUCUUCUAGUUCACUUUCAUCAGCCUGUUGAUAUUUGAAACUUGGGGAUAAAAGGGUGUUCCUGCUUGACAAUGCAUGCUUGGAACUGUUGUCCAACUGGGGUAUGUAAAUUUGUUUGUUUUUUUUAAGCAAUUCUAGAAGUGUAAUGUGAGUCUGAUCCAGGAAACCAACAAACUAAACCCUAUAAACACUAUAACUUGCGAAGGGAAGAGUGGUGAAAUAUCCAGUCAGAGUUACGCCAGAGCCUUGCUGAGCGCUACAAAAACCAGUUUCUCUGCAACUUGCUUAGGCCUGUGUAUGCAAAUACCAGGGGUAGUCCAUUCCUAUGUUUGAGUCUGAAUGAAUCAUCUUGACCUUGUGUGGAUUAGAGAUGAUCAAGUAUAUGGAAACCGGUUCACUAAGUUUUAGAAGCAAUGCAAAAUGUAUAAUCAUUUCACCCUGCUCAAAAAACACUUUAAAUAAAAUAUGAAAUGCACCAAAUUAAUAUGAAAUUCAGGCCCGCAACUCAAACUGCAUGAUGUCUAACUGAUCUGGGGUAGAAUUUUCUUUAAAAUCAGACAACAUACUUUCAAACUGACCUACAUACUCCCUAUGUUUCUAAGUCCAACUUUACAUCAAUUUUUUUCAACAUCUGUCAACCAGCCAGAACCUCCCCCUCCUCCCUCCUCUGUAGCCUUUUGCUCACCUUUAUACAAUUGUUUCUACAUCAUGAGAAAGGACUUGUGUACAUAGGAAGUGUUUUGUAUUAAUGAGUACUAUUUUCGACAUCUUCACUAGCAACCAGGGCACAAUGUAAACUUUUGAAAUACAGGAAAUGUGAUGAGGAUUUAAUGAAAACGUAUAGAAUUAUACAAGUAACUGCUUUUUCCUCAUUCACGGACCAGAUGAAACAUGUCAGAAUGGACCAUGCAAUGUGAACUGAUGACAUAGUUUGAUUUUAUUUGGCAUUUUGUUGCAUUGUUUUAGUUUUUAUUUUUGUAUCUCUUUCUGUUUUUACUUUAUCACAGGUUCCUUGAUUUAGAGGUUGUUCUUUGUUAUUCAGCUUUUUGGGGGAGGGGCAGCAGCAUUGCAUGUUCUGAAAAUUUCCUGGUUAUAAAAGAAAAACGCGGGAAAAGGUGAAUUGAACUGUUUCAAAUGAGGUUAAUAAAAAAUAAGAAUUUUAA
Messenger RNA from Fundulus heteroclitus (mummichog), 12672 nucleotides. RefSeq names its product Down syndrome cell adhesion molecule-like protein 1 homolog. The transcript has 35 exons. Gene Ontology annotation, biological process: homophilic cell-cell adhesion; axon guidance; dendrite self-avoidance. The record is from RefSeq and is a predicted model, not a curated record. Gene Ontology annotation, cellular component: plasma membrane; axon. NCBI's taxonomy places the organism in Eukaryota, Metazoa, Chordata, Actinopteri, Cyprinodontiformes, Fundulidae. Gene Ontology annotation, molecular function: cell-cell adhesion mediator activity. Bases 418 to 6675 code for a protein of 2085 amino acids.